AUGUACUACGUUGGGUUAGAUUCUGAUACAAAAUUUAAUUUACCAGGGUUCUGGCCAGAUCCAGCUACUUUAAACCAAAUCCCUAAGGAGCCACAUGAAAUUCAAGCGGAGAUCGCAAGAAUUAGACGAGCAAGAGCAGAAAAGAGAAAGAGAUUGGAAGCCAAGGCAAGGGAGUUAGGUAUCGACGAAGAAGUUAAUUAG
Debaryomyces hansenii CBS767 is the source of this 201-nucleotide messenger RNA. RefSeq names its product Pet100p (gene PET100). The record is from RefSeq and is a predicted model, not a curated record. The transcript has a single exon. Bases 1 to 201 code for a protein of 66 amino acids. Lineage: Eukaryota; Fungi; Ascomycota; Pichiomycetes; Serinales; Debaryomycetaceae. Gene Ontology annotation, cellular component: mitochondrion; mitochondrial inner membrane. Gene Ontology annotation, biological process: mitochondrial respiratory chain complex IV assembly.